AUGGCUGCUGCUGGCGGUGCUUCGAGCAUAAUCACACAGGUACAACAGACGGCAGGGCCACCAAUAAAUACAUUAGGAGGCGAUGUUGGGAGUGACGAACACAUUACCCUCGAUCUGAGAGGCACUAAAUUUACUUUGUCGCGUGACGAGCUGCUCACUUUGCCUGAGUUUGUUCUGCUCUCUCUAUUUCCGAAUGGCCUACUUCCCGAUGGCCAGAUGGGCACAUUCCACGAUGGCGAUGUGUAUCCAGUAGACUACAUGCUCGACUUUUUCAGAGGAGUCGCCCAGUCGAUCCCUUCUUCAUCGUCUUCGCCAUCAGCAUCACAUGAGAACGAUCCUGUGGCCAUGGAGCCACUUUCUGGUGCUGCCAAGGACAUGCUCCAGGAUCGCGCUGGCAUCAUUGUUUUGAGAGAAGAUCUGGAUUUUUACGUUAUUCCACCACGUAAAGAUAUCGAACAGGUAGAGAUGAUCGAGGUCAAACGAGCCGCUGCAAGAGCUCUCCUACAGCAGAAUGGCAUCUUCUCAGGCCUUCGACGUAGCCAGGAGACUGGCACGACUGAACAGCAUUUGAUAGAAAUGCUCACUGCUGGUGGUUUUGAUCACGACGAUACUUGGGGCCACAGGGCAGGCGAGCCUCACAAAGCAGUUAUCUGCAGUCUGGCGUUGGCCAGGUUAAGGACAGACAUCAAAGGCGAUCUGGCCGGCGGUAAUGCCGUCGGCAUGGCUCAAAAAUUGCUUCUGUUCUGGCGCAAACCCGCUCGCAGGUGUUGGUGGGAAGGCGUCGAGUUACAGAACGUCGAUGGUGUACCCGGAAUACUCAAAGUAUGGAUAAGGCGUGUAUGGACUUUGGAAAUGAGCGUCAUCGGAUUGAGAUGA
Lithohypha guttulata is the source of this 876-nucleotide messenger RNA. RefSeq lists its product as uncharacterized. Bases 1 to 876 code for a protein of 291 amino acids. Gene Ontology annotation, cellular component: nucleus. The transcript is spliced from 6 exons. Lineage: Eukaryota; Fungi; Ascomycota; Eurotiomycetes; Chaetothyriales; Trichomeriaceae. Gene Ontology annotation, molecular function: RNA binding. The record is from RefSeq and is a predicted model, not a curated record.